CUUUUGGAUUGAACUGCGCUCACCUCACUUGCAUGUAAGACAAAUAUGGAUAGAAAUUGCAUUGGAACUACAGUGAUGUGACAGUGUAGCUGUCCUCGUUAAAAAUGGCAGCAGUUCCUGGAGUGAGAGCCCUCCUCUGCCUCCAUCGAUCAGUAAUUCUGCAGCGCAGCUUUGGGCUUGUUCCAGUACAGUUAGCAUCAACCUGCCUUUCCAGGAGGCUUUGCAGUGCUACUACGAGAAAUAAUGAACCAAAGCCACCGGUGGCAUCAGAGAAUGAAUCUCUGCUUGAGAAUCUGAAUCUUAUGGGAGUGGAUGUGAUGAUGGCACGCAAGCGGCAGCCUGGGGUCUUUCGUAAAUCCUUCACCAAUGAGCAUGGCCUCGCUCAGUUUCUGAAGGGAAAAGGUGCCAGCCCCAAAGUCAUCGCCAGCAUCAUAUCCCGUUAUCCCCGUGCCAUCACCCGCUCCAUUGAUCACUUGGAACAACGCUGGAAGCUGUGGAGAAACAUCUUCUGCACAGAUGCAGAAAUUGUGAGCAUCUUGGCUCGCUCUCCCGAGUCUUUCUUCCGCUCCAGUGACAAUGAAAACCUGGAGAAGAACGUACAUUUUCUGAUCUCACUAGGACUGAUCAGCAAAGACCUUCAUCGACUGCUGACCACAGCGCCGCGGACGUUCUCCAACAGCUUAGAGCUCAACAAGCAGAUGGUGGAGCUUCUAGAAGACAUCUGCACAGAGCUUGGUGGGCAAAAUCCAGAGCAGUUUGUAAAAACGAUCAUAUCCAGAAACCUCUAUAUUCUCAUUAGAAGCACUAAGAGAGUUAAGAGCAACAUAGAUACCCUGAGAUCUGCUCUGAAGUUAACUGAUUCAGAACUGCUGGCUCUUCUUGAAGGCCAUGGAGCAUCAAUUCUGGACCUUUCCAAUGAGUAUCUGAAGAAAAACUUUAUCAACCUUCAGCAGAAAAUGAUCUCACAUGGCUGUCGAAAAUCUGACAUCAAAAAAAUGAUUAUCAGCUAUCCAAUAAUUCUCUACAUCGGGCCAGAAACACUGAACGCUAAGCUAGAUUGCCUCCUGAAAGGAGGAAUAACAAUAAAGCAGAUACUGGAGAAGCCCAAGGUUUUGGACUACAGCACACAGAACAUUGCAGGGCGACUGGAGGAACUGCAGAGAGUGGGAUAUGACUUCAAGAAGAAUGGCAUCAACAUCUUGGACACGAGCCGAAAGCGUUUUGAUGCAAAGAUAGAAAAGCUUGCUGCUUCACUAGAUAGCUGAAUGUAUCUGCCUUUAUUGUGAUGUUAGAUGACACUGGAUGCUGUUUUUCUCUGAUCUUGACCUCAGAAUAAUCACAUUUCAUUUUGUAAGUCCUUCUCCAUACAAUGAAUUGACAAUAAUAGGAUUUUUUGUUCAAAUAUACCUAGUAGGGCUGCAGUCAUUAUUUCGUCAUAGAUAAAUCAGCAGGUUAUAUUUUAUGUCUUGAAGAUUCGUUUGCUCAUCACAUGAAGUCUUUAAAUUUCCUUUUUUGUACAAAGCAAUGAUCCAAAAACCCCAAGUAUUCAAUCAACCCUCACAUAUAACUGUAAAAGCAGCCAAUCCACACAAUGCAGAAACUAUAACUGGUAAAUUAUUAGUACUCGAAAAGGUCUUAGUUUAUCAACAAUUCUGCUGCUGCCGCUUUUUUGUGAAUUGACUAAUUGAAUAAUGAACUUGUUGUUUCAGCUGAAAUAUAAAGUGUUUAUUGACAAGAAUGUUGGUUUUUAAACACAGAUCCUUUAUGUGCACAUGUAUUACUCAGAGAGAAAUCCUUGCAGAGAACUGUACUUGGAUUUCAUGUGAAGUUGUGAAGUAAACGAAGCAUCCAAAAAUUGCACAUCUUUCUGCAAGCUUCUUUCACAGUGCUCAAAUGCAUUUGACAUUAUUGAUGUGAUAAGGCAGCAACUUCCUUUUAAAUGUCUUCUUAAAACCCACUUUUAAAGACUGGCCUUCAAGUAAAGUUCUCUUUUAUUUCUCUUUUAUCACUCUCUGUCUUUUUAUCCCAUUUAAAUUUUUUUCACUGCUUGUAGCCCCUUAUUCUAACCUCCUGAUCUUAAUCUUUUUCUAUCUUUUAUUUUCUUUGAAGAUUCUCUCUAAACCCUCUUGUGCAAUCUUGUCCUUUUAAACAGUUUUUAAUUAGCAAUCCAUUCUGUACAUUUUUUUGUGUCCUACCUGUCAAAGUACUUUGUGAAUGUUCUUAGAGGUGCUAUUAUUACGUUGCUAUUAUUUUUCUAAGCAAUGCAGAAGAUGUAUUUUGGUGUGAUAUGCAUUUUGAAAUUCCGGAGGAUAUUUUUUAUGUUAAAUCCCUGAGCUUUACACCGAUUGAAGCUUCAGUUGAAGAUCUGGAGAGGUAUUAAAUUAUGCGGAACGAAUGUUCGCCAGCGUGUUUCCCGCGAGCCCCUCUACGCCGGCACUGCGGUCAAGCCAGCCAGCCGCCUCUCGUUUCUCCGUAGUCAAGCCAGCCGCUCCUACAUUUUCAGUGCGCUCUUAUCUUCAGCUUACGGUAAAUGCACGACCGCGCAUCAACUAUUUCCGGUUUAAAAAAUAAAGCGCUGCAUUCGCAGAUGUAUUAUACAAGGAUGUUUUAAGUAACUGACUCAGCUUAACUGUUAACUAUCGAAUUGUACGGCUAAUAUUUACACUAAAUAAAUAGCUUGAAGUAUAAGAAGCUGAAAACUUGUUUAUCUGUCUGUCUGUCUGUCUUAAAAAUUGUGAAUUCAAAUAAAAAGUGAUGUGUGUCAUCCCA
Messenger RNA from Acanthochromis polyacanthus (spiny chromis), 2769 nucleotides. RefSeq names its product transcription termination factor 1, mitochondrial. Gene Ontology annotation, biological process: regulation of DNA-templated transcription; termination of mitochondrial transcription. Gene Ontology annotation, cellular component: mitochondrial matrix. The transcript is spliced from 2 exons. Gene Ontology annotation, molecular function: double-stranded DNA binding. Lineage: Eukaryota; Metazoa; Chordata; Actinopteri; Pomacentridae. The record is from RefSeq and is a predicted model, not a curated record. The coding region runs from base 105 to 1265 and encodes 386 amino acids.